Messenger RNA from Paralichthys olivaceus (Japanese flounder), 2674 nucleotides. It is a transcript of the gene insm1b, whose product is annotated as insulinoma-associated 1b. Gene Ontology annotation, molecular function: RNA polymerase II cis-regulatory region sequence-specific DNA binding; DNA-binding transcription repressor activity, RNA polymerase II-specific. Lineage: Eukaryota; Metazoa; Chordata; Actinopteri; Pleuronectiformes; Paralichthyidae. Gene Ontology annotation, biological process: negative regulation of transcription by RNA polymerase II; neuron differentiation; regulation of cell cycle process. The record is from RefSeq and is a predicted model, not a curated record. Gene Ontology annotation, cellular component: transcription repressor complex; nucleus.
GAAGGAUCAAUAGACCGGGGCAGAUAAAGUCCCACAAGCCUCUAGUGUUGCCAUCUUUUUAACAAACCUGGAUACUCGAGACUUCACCCACCUCCCCGAAGUGCCUUUCCACCGCCACUCGCCAAGAUGCCCAAAGGAUUCCUGGUAAAAAGAAACAAGAAAUCUGCACAUGUUUCCUACAGGACUCGGUCAGACGAAGAUGACCUCCAGGAGCCACCCACCCCAGCUGCCUUCCCCAUUUACGCGCACCCCUCCCCGCCGAUGUCCACGGCGUCCAGUCCGGACCGCGCCGCAGCUUCCCAGUGUUUCACGGCAGCUGCAGCGCCUGUGCCAAGACUGGAGAAGCCGGCACAGUUCGGAAACCCAGAGGCGGUGUGCCAAGCCCUCUACAGCCCCACCCGGCCCAUCAGCAAGGAGCACGACAGGGGAUAUUUUGAGCGAAGUUUCAAUCUGGGCUCGCCUAUUUCUGCCGAGUCAUUCCCGACACCCGCCUCCCUAUCCGGCUUGGACCAUCUCCUGUACGCCCCGGUCGACCUGAAAAUCGGCACCAGCAACAGCAGCCGCAGCGGCACCACCAGCAGCCUCCCGGCACCGAGCAACCGGGCCGCCACCAAAAGACCCGCGGCUGACGGCACAGAGCGCAAAUCCAAACCCGCCACAAAGAAACCCAAAGCCAUUAGAAAACUCAACUUUGAAGACGAGGUGACGACUUCUCCUGUGCUCGGUCUCAAAAUCAAAGAGGGGCCGGUGGAGGUGAAGCCGAGGGCGCAGUCCUCCGGAGGGAACAAGCCUCUGGGGGAGUUUGUGUGUCAGCUGUGCAAAGAGGCGUACGCGGAUCCCUUCUCUCUGGCUCAGCACAAGUGCUCUCGCAUCGUCAGGGUCGAGUACCGGUGUCCCGAGUGCGAUAAAAUGUUCAGCUGCCCCGCCAACCUCGCCUCCCAUCGCCGCUGGCACAAACCCCGGACCACCGGCGCACCGGCGAUGCCGCCCGCGCAGGGUAUGAAAGCUGAAAUGGCCAAAAUGCCACCGCUCGGUGUCAAGUCAGCAUCCGACGAAGCCAAAGACAUGAGUGACAGAGACACCCCGAGUCCCGGUCUGUCCGAGUCGGGCUCAGAAGAUGGCUCGUAUGACUGCCAGUACUGCGGGAAGAGGUUUAAGCGUCAGGCAUACCUAAGAAAACACAUCAUGGGACAUCAGGCCUUGCAAAAGAAAGUGAUGGAGGAGCACGGGUUUCAAACCGGCGAGCGAGCUGCAGAACAAGCACCGGUACCACCAUCCUCCUCUACUGCACCAUCCUCCUCCUCCUCGUCCUCCUCCUUCUGCUCAGAGGAAGCCUCAAACCAAAGCCCCCUCAACCUGAGCCCGGUGGACUGCCUGCUGUGCCCGGUGUGCGGGGAAAGUUUCACCAGCAGGGCCGGCCAGGAGCGACACCUGCGCCUCAUGCACUCCUCCCAGAUCUACCCGUGCAAAUACUGCCCCGCCACCCUGUACAGCUCGCCGGGCCUCACCAGGCACAUAAACAAGUGCCACCCCUCGGAGAACAGGCAGGUGAUACUGCUCCAGAUGCCGGUGCGCCCAGCCUGCUGAAAAAAAGACAACACUCAACACGUGCCUUUGAUAUGGUGAAUUUAAAAAAAAACAAACAAGAAAAAGUGGCUUUGAGGUUGAAAAAAAAGAGUUGGUGAUGCUCGCUGCCAUAACUUUAGGCCAAUGACAGGCAGGGCUGGUUUGAUGUUUCAGUGGUGUUUCAUGAGGUGUCUUUUUUUCUCCAUAUGCCAAUCAGUGAUUGUUGAAUGCUUCUCUAUAUUUGAAUAGGCCUAUUUUGAGACUUUCUUUCUCAAAUUAGUUUAUCAAGAAAAAAAAGAAUACAAAGCGUUAGUUUGACUGUUAUAAGGUAUUUUUCUAGGACAGCACAUGUGCUCAAUGAUAGCUUCUAGACCUAAGAAAUGUCUUUAAAUUCCCAGAAACCCUCUUUAUUCACCCCCAUCCAAGCCCUUUCGGAUUCACUGACCGUGAUUGCCCCAUCACCGUAGCUUUACGCUAUAUGUUUGUGAAUGACAAAACUUGUCAACAUUUGUCCAGGUGGGAAAAAAAUACCUAAAAGUGUGACUGAAGAAUUCCCUGUUUAAGUAGAACCACAAAUGCCUUUAGUAUAAAAGCCUAGUGUGAAAUAGUCUACAUCCAAAUCCCGCUGUAUAACUGCCUUAAAGUCAACAUAGAUUGUUUUAAUUUUGAAUGCUGGCACAUAUUUUAUAAUUAUUAUCGAAGAUUGUUGCAAUAUUUUUCAUCAUGAUGUUUAUUUAUUUAUUUAUUGGAAUUAUUUUAUGUAACUUAUUGUUGUGUUUGUUGUGAUUUUUUCCCUGUGAAUCGUUCUGGCAGUUUACAUGUCGUAUAGCCAAAAUGUUUUUUUUAUUUUUUUAUUUAAACAAUGUUUGUUUGUUUCUUUUGUCAGGUUUUAUGAGUUGUGACGCUUUUUUUUGUCGUGGGUCGGGUUUUAAUCUUCAAUCUCCACAGCUCUUGUAAAAAAGAAAGUAAAAAAAACGUAAAGCUCUUACCUUAGAUGCAAUCUUUUUUAAGGACAAGUUAUUUUCUUAAAUGUUGGCUUUUAUAGCGCUUUGAUUGUACGUGUAUAUGGUUGUUGUCUAUCGAAAUAAAAAAAAUAUUUUCAAAAGGA